Molecule: messenger RNA, 3824 nt
Organism: Myiozetetes cayanensis
Lineage: Eukaryota; Metazoa; Chordata; Aves; Passeriformes; Tyrannidae
Gene: B3GNT9
Product: UDP-GlcNAc:betaGal beta-1,3-N-acetylglucosaminyltransferase 9
Exons: 3
Coding region: 409-1656 (415 amino acids)
Cellular component (GO): membrane
Molecular function (GO): hexosyltransferase activity
Source: RefSeq, a predicted model, not a curated record
CGUGCCGGAGCCCGCACCCAGCGCUCCCCACCCCGCGCGGUGUGCGGGUGCCGGAGGGGCCGGGCCGUGGCCGCAGCUCCCGGGCCGAGCGAGGGGCAUUGGGGACAGCCCGGGCCGGCCCGGAGCGGCCCCGAGCGCUGCUGCUCCCACAGCUCCUUCCCCGGCUCCGGGAAGGGCUGAGGAAUGUCCCGCACUAACUGCAUCCAGAUGUGCCGGCUUGGCAGCCCACACAGCACCGGGGGGACAGGAUCGGCGCUAUCAAACGGGCUGUGAGUGUCUGUUCUGGACGUUCCAUCAGGGCUUUGAAGAACUGAUUGAAUGACACAGGAGAUCACCAGGAAAAGUAUGGACACUGGUGCCAGGCAGCUCAAGCACAGCUUUUAGCAGUCCAGGAACACCACAGAGACAAUGAGAGUUCGCCUCAAGGGGGAUGUGAUCUGCACCCUCCUCCUGCUGGCAGCGCUCUGCUCUUUACUCUAUUCCCAGCUAGAACAUUUAGUCCCAGCAGGAAACAAGGAGCCAGCACAGAAGAAGCCUCCAGGAGCCCCAAAAAUAUUCUCAGAUCCCCGAGCACCUCAGAGACUGAUGCCAGCAGAGGCAACAGCACCCAGACCCCAGGUCACCCCCAUCAUUAAACAAGCAGAAGUGACCAACAACAGGGUCCAAACUACAACUGCACCCCUGCCAACCGAUCCUGCCUUCGACUUCAAGCACUAUCUCCUAAACAAGGACAACAGGAACUUCAACCUCCUCGUCAACCAGCCCAGGAAAUGCCGGAAAACACCCGGAGGGCCCUUUCUGCUCAUUGCUAUCAAGUCGGUAGUUGAAGACUUCGACAGGCGUGAGAUCGUCCGGAAAACUUGGGGCAGGGAGGGCUUGGUGAACGGGGAGCAGAUCCAGAGAGUGUUCCUGCUGGGAACACCAAAGAACAGGACGGUGCUGGCGACGUGGGAGGCCCUGAUCCAGCAGGAGAGUCAGACUUACCGGGACAUUCUGCUCUGGGACUUCAUGGACACGUUCUUCAACCUGACCCUGAAGGAGAUCCACUUCCUGAGCUGGGCUGCCGAGUUCUGCCACAGCGUCAAAUUCAUCUUCAAAGGCGACGCCGACGUUUUCGUCAACGUCGAGAACAUCGUCGAUUUCCUCAAGAGGCACGACCCCGCCGAGGACCUCUUUGUGGGGGACAUCAUCUACAAUGCCCGCCCCAUCCGCGCCCGGCAGAGCAAGUACUACAUCCCAGAGACCAUGUACGGGCUCAGCAUCUACCCGGCCUACGCCGGGGGAGGGGGGUUCCUGCUGUCCGGCCGCACCGUGGGGAGGCUCUCCCGGGCCUGCAGGGAGGUGGAACUCUUCCCCAUCGACGACGUCUUUCUGGGCAUGUGCUUGCAGAGGAUCAACCUCAAGCCCGUUCUGCACGAAGGGUUCAAGACCUUCGGCAUCGUCAGGCCCUCUGCUGCCCCGCACCUGCAGACCUUCGACCCCUGCUUCUACAGGGACCUCAUGGUGGUUCACAGCCUGAAGGUCGCCGAGAUCUGGCUGAUGUGGAACCUGCUCCACAGCCCCCGUCUCUCCUGCACUCAGAAGAAGCAAGUGAAGAAGCCUUUCCAGUGGAAAAAGAAAGCUCAAAGCACAGCACGAGCCCCCCCCCUCAGAUAGUGCAGGCAGGCUGCAGCUCAGACACAGCAAACAGCUCAGAAAGGAGCCUGCACGCAGCCAAACCAACCACAGGUGUUGGAGCACACCUUAUUGCUGGGAGAACACAACGAACAGCUGCAGGAACGUGCCCAAAUUCCACAUUUGCACACACAUAUCGUGUAGGUCCUCCUCUAUUAAUGAGUCCCAAUAAUUGUAGCAAUACAUGUAAUUUAUUAUUAUUUAUUAGGAUUAUAGCAGUGCUCAGUGGGACAGUGUGCAAAAGCACAUUGAAAAAUGCAGUCCUUGGAGAUUUUUCAGCGUUGUUAGAAACGUGGGAAAUGAAGGAAGAUGCAGGUAAGGGCCCAGGCACCAGGGAGCACAGGGAUCAUUGUCAACUUGCUGCUUGACUUGGACUCAUUGACAAAUGACUGAACAGUAAAUAGGAUAAAGGACAUCAAGGCACCUCAGUGUAGGCUCAGGUGAAACCACUGCUGCCUGCUUGGCUUUCUGGAGGCCUUGUAAGAAGAGAACAACUCAGGGGUUCUGAAAUGGGGGCCUGCACGUUGCAGAUGGGCUGGAUCACAGCAAAUCAAACCAUGCUGAGGCUGGCCUGGCUGGCUGAGCAAAGGACAGGUAUGUGGAUAACUGGGAAGGAACAGAACUUCCAAAGGGCCUUUAAAGAAGGACAAGAACUUUGAGCUGAUCCCUCUAAGCCCUGACCUUCUGUUACUUCUCUCAACUCCUGCUCAAAUUUCUGCUCCACUGACACCCUCAGGACUCAGAGGGCCAGUUUUUGACUCUUGCCUGAGCUCAGGCUCUCUGCACUGUGCUGGCAUUCAGAGAAACCUCAGAAGCCAUCCAAGAGCAUCUGAUCCCUCUCACCAGUGCAGUUCAUCACAGAUCCUUUGGCCUUUGCUUUUAAGGGUAAAACCCCUCAGAGCUGCUGCUUGCGUCACAUCUGGGAGCUCCUUCAGACCAAGGAACAGCCUGUCAAGGGACUGGGCUGGUCUCUCUAGACCUCUUGCUUGGCACACAGUCAGCUGCAAAGAGCAGCCAAGACUUUUCUUGCUGCUGUGGGUGUCAUACGAGGGGGAAAAGUAGUUUUCAGACCACAGGGCUUCAGAAUAAAAGCCCAUCUAAAUUUAUGACAAGGAAUCAAAACCACACAGCAAUCUUUCUGUUGGGCUUUCCAAGGUCCAGUCAGUAACUUCUAAAGUGUUUUAAGCAUCAGACAAGAACACUGGAUUACAUACUUUUUCAAAAUAUAAUCAAUACUUUGCAUUUUGUUUUUCCCAACAGCAGACUACCUUAAAAGAAUAUCCUUUCCUUAGACAUCAGAGCAGGAAAUUCCUCUAAAUCAGGGUUAAAAAGCUAGGAAAUUCAUGGGGCAAAGAGCCUGAAUUCCCCUUUGAUACUGUGUUUGUUGGUUCUUGUGCAGUUUUUUCCCCUCCAAAGCCCUCCUCUCCAUCAGAGAACCCCCAGUGCCAUCCCUGUGGAUGGCACACAAACACAGCCUCGGAAGAAAUUACUGUCAGUCAUAAACAUCCAGGAAGCUACUGUCCCUAGAACAGAGCCUGCAGCACAGCUGCAUUUCAUCUCUGUGCAGAUUUUCCCCCUCCAGCAGCAGUUCAGGCUCAGUUCUUGUACCAGCUGUGCACACCAUGGACACAGCAAGCUGCUGGUACCCACUGCUAGAUUAUCAGCAAGUCUCACAUUUUCUUAAUCUUCAUGGUGAAUUUAAGCCUUACAGUCAUGUGUUUCCAAGGAAAGGGCAGCUGUACAGAAAUCAAGAGAUUUCUACAUUUGAGAUCUUUACAAGAUGUGAUCCUGAAAUACAAAAUGCUCGUGUGAGCUGCACUGCUAACAUGUGUGAUCCUUGUGUAUUUAUGAGCUUGUACAAGAAUGUGUUACCCGUGAUUACUUUACAGUUUGGGAAGUUAUUUAUACCAUAAUUAAAAGCCAGCAUGCAGAUGUGCCUCAAGAUGUUGGAGUGAGUCUGUCAAGAACACCUGCACACACCUUGUAAGACUGAAACCACAGGGAGUUUUCAGGAAGACAUUAGCAUGGAAAAUACAUGAUGCAUUAUUUUGGAUAACCUGGUCUUUCCUUGUGUUGGACUUAAUUUAAUGGCAAUGACAGAAAAAUAAACACAUCUUACCUUCCCAUUUCCCACAGGCAGCUGCUCAGGU